This is a messenger RNA of Procambarus clarkii (red swamp crayfish), 2007 nucleotides long. The record is from RefSeq and is a predicted model, not a curated record. NCBI's taxonomy places the organism in Eukaryota, Metazoa, Arthropoda, Malacostraca, Decapoda, Cambaridae.
AUGAUCGGUGAUGGAUGCAGUGAACUAUAUGAAGUCUUCAAGGCUAUUCAGCCUCAGGCUACACUCGUUCCAGCCAACAACUUGGGCUUGGUCGGCCUAAGAACAGCCAUCCCAGGCCUAAGAACAGCCAUCCCAGGCCCAAGAACAGCCAUCCCAGGCCCAAGAACAGCCAUCCCAGGCCCAAGAACAGCCAUCCCAGGCCCAAGAACAGCCAUCCCAGGCCCAAGAACAGCCAUCCCAGGCCCAAGAACAGCCAUCCCAGGCCCAAGAACAGCCAUCCCAGGCCCAAGAACAGCCAUCUCAGGCCCAAGAACAGCCAUCCCAGGCCCAAGAACAGCCACCCCAGCCCCAGAACAGCCAUCCCAGGCCCAAGAACAGCCAUCCCAGGCCCAAGAACAGCCAUCCCAGGCCCAAGAACAGCCAGGCCCAGGCCCAAGAACAGCCACCCAGCCAUCCCAGGCCAGCCCCCAGGCCCAAGAACAGCCAUCCCAGGCCCAAUCCCAGAAGGCCAAAGAACAGCCAUCCCAGGCCCAAGAACAGCCAUCCCAGGCCCAAGAACAGCCAUCCCAGGCCCAAGAACAGCCAUCCCAGGCCCAAGAACAGCCAUCCCAGGCCCAAGAACAGCCAUCCCAGGCCCAAGAACAGCCAUCCCAGGCCCAAGAACAGCCAUCCCAGGCCCAAGAACAGCCAUCCCAGGCCCAAGAACAGCCAUCCCAGGCCAAAGAACAGCCAUCCCAGGCCCAAGAACAGCCAUCCCAGGCCCAAGAACAGCCAUCCCAGGCCCAAGAACAGCCAUCCCAGGCCCAAGAACAGCCAUCCCAGGCCCAAGAACAGCCAUCCCAGGCCCAAGAACAGCCAUCCCAGGCCCAAGAACAGCCAUCCCAGCCCCAAGAACAGCCAUCCCAGGCCAAAGAACAGCCACCCCAGGCCCAAGAACAGCCAUCCCAGGCCCAAGAACAGCCACCCCAGGCCCAAGAACAGCCACCCCAGGCCCAAGAACAGCCAUCCCAGGCCCAAGAACAGCCAUCCCAGGCCCAAGAACAGCCAUCCCAGGCCCAAGAACAGCCAUCCCAGGCCCAAGAACAGCCACCCCAGCCCCAAGAACAGCCAUCCCAGGCCAAAGAACAGCCACCCCAGGCUCAAGAACAGCCACCCCAGGCCCAAGAACAGCCAUCCCAGGCCCAAGAACAGCCAUCCCAGGCCCAAGAACAGCCAUCCCAGCCCCAAGAACAGCCAUCCCAGGCCAAAGAACAGCCAUCCCAGGCCCCAGAACAGCCACCCCAGGCCCAAGAACAGCCAUCCCAGCCCCAAGAACAGCCAUCCCAGGCCCAUGAACAGCCAUCCCAGGCCCAAGAACAGCCAUCCCAGCCCCAAGAACAGCCACCCCAGGCCCAAGAACAGCCACCCCAGGCCCAAGAACAGCCAUCCCAGCCCCAAGAACAGCCAUCCCAGGCCAAAGAACAGCCAUCCCAGGCCCAAGAACAGCCACCCCAGGCCCAAGAACAGCCAUCCCAGCCCCAAGAACAGCCAUCCCAGCCCCAAGAACAGCCACCCCAGGCCCAAGAACAGCCACCCCAGGCCCAAGAACAGCCAUCCCAGGCCCAAGAACAGCCACCCCAGGCCCAAGAACAGCCAUCCCAGGCCCAAGAACAGCCAUCCCAGCCCCAAGAACAGCCACCCCAGGCCCAAGAACAGCCUCCCCAGGCCCAAGAACAGCCAUCCCAGCCCAAGAACAGCCAUCCCAGGCCCAAGAACAGCCACCCCAGGCCCAAGAACAGCCACCCCAGGCCCAAGAACAACCAUCCCAGGCCCAAGAACAGCCAUCCCAGGCCCAAGAACAGCCAUCCCAGGCCCAAGAACAGCCAUCCCAGGCCAAAGAACAGCCACCCCAGCCCCAAGAACAGCCACCCCAGGCCUAAGAACUGCCAUCCCAGGCCCAAGAACAGCCAUCCCAGGCCCAAGAAUAACAACAGACUGGAGGAUCCCUCAAGAAGACACACUCAGUAA